Drosophila navojoa is the source of this 2419-nucleotide messenger RNA. RefSeq names its product sodium-independent sulfate anion transporter. Gene Ontology annotation, biological process: transmembrane transport. Lineage: Eukaryota; Metazoa; Arthropoda; Insecta; Diptera; Drosophilidae. The record is from RefSeq and is a predicted model, not a curated record. Gene Ontology annotation, cellular component: membrane.
UUGCGAAGCGUUGCGCACUCGAGGACCGACAUAUGAUAAAGAAAAUCGGAUUAUCCAAAAAUCAGAAAAAUCAGAUUAUCCUUAACAAGUGUAUUCAGUGAAUUGUGCUGAACCGAAAAGGAUAAUAUCUCUAUACAUAUCUAUAUAUAAAUCCAAAAUGCCUUUUAAGAAAAAACUAUCUUUUGAUGCCAAUGGGGAUGGCGAGGUCAAGUAUACGGAAAAGAAUGGCGACGACUGCUACGAGCUCUCGCACAGCCUCGAGAUGGACAUGCAGAGCCGUUACAGUGCCCCAAAGCAAGCGCAUUGGCUGCUGCGUCGCAUUUUCAUACUCACCUGGAUACGCAGCUACGAUCGAUCGCAGGCCUUCGCGGAUCUUAUAGCGGGCAUUACGCUCGGCCUGACCAUCAUACCGCAGAGCAUUGCCUACGCGGCGCUGGCGGGCCUCUCCUCGGAGUACGGCCUGUACUCGGCCUUCAUUGGCUCCAUUAUCUAUGUGUUCUUUGGCACCAUACCGCAGGUGUCCAUCGGCCCCACCAGCCUGAUGGCCAUCAUGACGCUGCAGUUCUGCGCGGACAAGCCCGUGCAGAUAGUCAUCGUGCUGGCCUUUCUGGCUGGAUUUGUGGAGCUGCUCAUGGGCGUCUUUCAGCUGGGCUUCAUAGUCAGCUUCAUACCGGCGCCCGUGACCAAGGCCUUUACGUCCGGCACCGCUGUCAUUGUGGUGCUGGCGCAGAUCAAGAGUCUGCUCGGCAUUCGCCUGAAGAAGGUGCCCUCGAUCGGAGACUACUUCACCAAUAUUCACUUGUCGGACGCCAUUCUGGGCAUCACGUGCAUUUGCCUGCUGCUCGCACUGCGGCUGUUGUCCCAGGUCAAGUUUAAGCAGGAUACGCCGCUGACGCAGCGCCUGAAGAAGGUGCUCUGGUACAUCAGCAUCUCGCGCAAUGCCCUGAUUGUCUUCUUCAGCGGUCUGAUGGUUUACAUAUGGGUGCACAAGAGCUCAAUGGAGGCAGUGCCCUUUGCGCUCUCCUCAAAGGUCGCCUCGGCCAUGCCCAGCAUCAAGUUGCCGCCCUUCGCCUUUGAGCAUCAGAAUCGCACCUAUGUCUUCACCGACAUCCUGCACGAGCUGGGCAGCGGCGUUAUUCUGGUGCCCAUUGUGGCUGUCCUGGCGAAUGUGGCCAUUGCCAAGGCCUUCGUCAAGGAUGGCAAACUGGAUGCCUCGCAGGAGAUGCUGACACUGGGCCUGUGCAAUCUGGCCGGCUCCUUCUUCAGCGCCAUGCCCACCUGCGGCGCCUUCACGCGCUCCGCCGUGAGUCAGGCGUCGGGCGUACGCACGCCCAUGGCUGGCAUCUACACGGGUCUCAUUGUGCUCUCCGCGCUGUCCAUUUUGACGCCCUACUUUCAGUACAUACCCAGAUCAUCACUGGCUGCUGUGCUCAUUGCAGCAGUCGUCUUUAUGAUUGACCUGACGCCCAUCAAGGAGCUGUGGCGCACCAACAAGAAGGACUUCUUCAGCUGGACGGGCAGUCUGGUCAUGUGCCUGGUCGCUGGCGUUGAGAUGGGCCUGCUCUUUGGCAUCGUGGUCAGCAUGAUUUGUAUCCUGCUGCGCCUGGGCAAUCCCCGCAUCGAGGUCAGCCUGAAGCAGUGGGAGUCGCAGUACUACGUGCAUAUUGAGCCGCAGUCGGAUAUUUUCUACACGGGCGUGGACAUGCUGCGCACGGAGAUUGUCGCCGCGUGUCAGCUGUAUCGCAACGAUUUUCCCAUUGUGGUGCAAUGCUCACGCUUCAUGCAGUUCGACGCGACCUUCGUGGAGAUGCUGAACGCCGUGGCCAAGGAGCUGGCCAACGACAAUGUGGUGCUGGUGCUGCAGCACAUGUCGCUCAAGCAGCAGCAGAUGCUGCCCGUCACCAGCAACAUACGGUUCUGCAACGAGGACCAGGAGCUCUUCCCCCAGGAGGCCAAACAGUAGUCAAACAUCUCCAAUAUCCAGCAUCCGCCUGGCGGUAUCUGGCCACGUGUGGCGCUGCCCAUGUUGACUCACGUCACAAUUUGUUUUUCUUUUUCUUAUUCUUCUUCUUUUGUUUUAUUUUUGUUUUUGUUUUCGUUUUAUUGCUCUAAUUGCUCUGGCGUCAGAGGUGUGUCCGUCCACCUGUGCCCGGUCGGCGCUGGCUCGCGUGCGCAUGUUGUUCAUAACUCUGCGCUUAUAUGAGCCGCCGUAUAGCAAUUUAGAUGUAUAAAUUAAAGUCAACCUCUGGCGUUUAUCGCAGCAGCCACUCAGCAAACAGAUCUACUACUUAAUAGCGCUUUAUUGCUUGAUUGUAUUCUGCUUAAAUACUCUACUCUCGGCUCAAGUGGACGCACACAAGCGAGCGUAGUUCCUUUUCUUACGUCAGCUGUGAAAUGCAAAUAAAUAAUAAAAAAUAAA